Messenger RNA from Schistocerca piceifrons (Central American locust), 1544 nucleotides. Its product is annotated as myrosinase 1-like. Gene Ontology annotation, biological process: carbohydrate metabolic process. Gene Ontology annotation, molecular function: beta-glucosidase activity. The record is from RefSeq and is a predicted model, not a curated record. The coding region runs from base 1 to 1527 and encodes 508 amino acids. The transcript is spliced from 11 exons. NCBI's taxonomy places the organism in Eukaryota, Metazoa, Arthropoda, Insecta, Orthoptera, Acrididae.
AUGCAGGGAGCGGCGUUACUUGCCGCGGCGUUGGCCGCCCUGAGUCUGUUGCAGGGGGUUCCCCUUAGAGCGGCGGCACAGAGAGCUGUCAACCAGUUCCCAGACGACUUCUACUUCGGCGCAUCCACUGCCUCCUACCAGAUCGAGGGCGCUUGGGACGAAGAUGGCAAGGGAGAGAGCAUCUGGGACCACAUGCUGCACACGCAGCCCAACCUGACGGCCGACGGCCUUAACGGCGACGUGGCGGCCGACUCGUACCACAAGUACAAGGAGGACGUGCAGGCGCUGGUCGGACUCAACGCGAACGUGUACCGCUUCUCGCUGAGCUGGCCCCGCAUCCUGCCCACUGGAGACACAGACAACAUCAACCAGGCGGGCAUAGACCACUACAAUGACGUCAUCGACGAGCUGCUGGCCAACGGCAUCCAGCCCAUGAUGACGCUGUACCACUGGGACCUCCCCCAGGAGCUGCAGAAGCUGGGCGGCUGGCCCAACAUCGUCCUCGCAGACUAUUUCGUCGAGUACGCUCGCAUCGCCUUCGAGAACUUCGGAGACCGGGUGAAGCUGUGGCUGACGUUCAACGAGCCGGACAUCUUCUCCAUCGGCUACUCGACCGCCAAUGGCCUGGCGCCCGGCGCCAAUUCGUCCGGCAUAGCCGACUACCUCAUGGCCAAGACCAUCAUGCUGGCGCACGCGCGUGUCUACAAGCUCUACGAUGAGCAGUUCCGUGAGGCUCAGCAAGGCAGGGUGGGGAUCACCCUGGACUGCGACUGGUACGAGCCCCUCACCAACAGCACGGAGGACGCAGACGCCGCCGAACGACAGCUCCAGUUCCAGCUGGGGAUGUACGCACACCCCAUCUUUUCGGACAGCGGCGACUUCCCGGAGGUGGUGAAGCAGAGGGUGGCGGCCAACAGCGAGGCAGAGGGCCGCACCAGGUCACGGCUGCCCACACUCUCCCAGGAGGAGAUAGACUUCAUCAAGGGUACCGCUGAUUUCAUGGGGCUUAACCACUACUCAACUUCGCUAGCAACAUCAGGACUAAAAGGCUCAAUCCCAUCCAAGGAUUACGACACGGGCGUCAUCACGUCGGCCAUCGAAGGCUACCCGACGGGAGAAGGAAUGACGGACGUGCCGUGGGGCCUGCGCAAGCUGCUCAACUGGGUGCACGAGAAGUACCCCGGCUACCAGAUCUUCAUCACGGAGAACGGCUUCGCUGACCCUCCAGGCGUUCUCAACGACACGGGCCGCAUCCACUACCACAGGGGUUACCUCUCGGCCGUUCUGCGAGCCAUCAACGAGGACGAUGUACCGGUGAUCGGCUACAGCGUCUGGGCUCUCAUCGACACUCUAGAGUGGAUGAGUGGAUACACGAGGAAGUUCGGCCUGUACAACGUGGACUUCGACGACCCGGAGCGGCCGAGGACGGCCAAGGCGUCGGUGUCGGUGCUGGGGCAGAUCUACCAGAGCAAGGAGGUGCCGCUGCAGGACUUCGAGGACGCGGACACCACGCCGCCCGUCCUCUGACCAGCUCUCCCUCUGCA